AUGGCUGCAAUGUUAAAGGUCUCUCUUGGAUUGUCAUUACUAGGUUUUCUGGUGAUCGCAGUCGUGACUUCUCCCGCGAACGCCGCUAGGAAGUCAUCAGUCAGACUCGGAGGGAAGACAGAUGUGCCUAACGUUCAGACCAACAUGGAAAUUCAAGAACUUGGAAGGUAUUGCGUGGAGCAAUUCAAUCUUCAGGAACAGAGAGAGGAAGGAAACAUCGCAUCGAUUUCGAAAACCGACACAGCUGUUCCCCGUCCAUUGAUGUUUAGCCGAGUUGUGUCGGCUCAGAAACAGGUCGUGGCUGGGAUGAAAUACAUUCUAAGGAUUGAAGUCACUCAACCCGACGGCUCGAGCAGGAUGUUUGAUUCGGUCGUGGUUAUCCAACCAUGGCUCCAUUCUAAGAAGUUGGUUGGUUUUACUCCCGUUGCUAGUCCUAUCUACUAA
This is a messenger RNA of Arabis nemorensis, 444 nucleotides long. NCBI's taxonomy places the organism in Eukaryota, Viridiplantae, Streptophyta, Magnoliopsida, Brassicales, Brassicaceae. The record is from the annotation of a GenBank genome assembly.